Symbiodinium pilosum is the source of this 3000-nucleotide messenger RNA. Lineage: Eukaryota; Dinophyceae; Suessiales; Symbiodiniaceae. The record is from the annotation of a GenBank genome assembly.
AUGAAUCCACAUUCAGAACAGAUGAUGCGAGAUUUCAAGUUUGCAGGCGUCAUGAUGGAGUACCAGAGCUUGAGGACAAAUGCCGGCCUUGAAGCACGCAGACUUCCUUCACAAGUUCCCCAGUUCUUGCUGCUUGGUAACCAGUCAUCUGGCAAAACUACAAUCCUCCAGCGGAUGACGAAGCUACCUUUGGGGGUCACAGGAACAGUGCAAGGCACCUGCAGACCCUUCCAGUUUACAUUGAUACAUGAUCCCAACCAAGAAGGGCAUGUUAUCCAAGUGGACGGUGAGGAUGUGGCGAGAGAGAAUCUGCUGGAGAAGCUCCGAGCAAAGAAUUUUGAGUUUGGAGGCUUCAAUGCACGACGUGUCAACGUCACCAUUCGGUCCAAGCAUGUGACAUCUCUCAUCGUCGUGGACAUGCCUGGGCUGAGUGCCAGAAGUGAUGCACCCAGAGAAAUGGCCUUGGCAGAGCUGGAAGAUCCCAGUGCCAUACCCAUUCUUGUCUUGCCCAGCAACGAUCCUGGCUCAGCAGACCCAGCCCGUCAAGCGUUCGAUGCACUUCUCGAUGGACGUGAAACCCCGGCUGUGGCAAUCGUGAACAAAUUCGACGAGAAGAUUUGGGAGGCUGCGUCAGAGUUGGGAAGCGGUGCCAAGUGGAACCAGUGGGUUGAGAGCUGGCACAGACAAACUCCAGAACAGAUGAACAGGUACUCUGCGUGGUUUAUGGUGGGAGUUCCACCUGGUGAUCCCAAGGAGGACCUUGUCACUCGCCUGACGGAGUCGCACGCGAAAGAGGAGCUGCUGAUUCAGCAGUGGAGGCAGAGAUGUGGCCCUGAAGCCCUAUGGCCAGAGCCCAUCAAGUUUGGCCUCGCAAGCUUUGAGGAGUUUGUGCAUAAGCAGCAGGCGGAGAGAUUGUCGAGUUUUGUUGCCAAUGUGAGGCCCUUGCUUUUGGACCUUCAAGACAAAGAGCGGGCCCUGAUGCCUCGAAAGCACGAAGGCUAUGGGCGGCUGCUCAAGCAACUUGCCUUUGUCGUGACUGAAGGGCAGACCAUUUGGCAAGGACAGCUAGCUUCAGGACUUUUCUCACAACAAGUCAAGAAGACGCUGCAACAAGAGCUCGAUUGGCUCAAAUCCCAAAGCAUGAGCGACAGGGCUUUUUCCAUGAUGCACAUGUUAGAAACUGGAGAUUGGCAGCAGGCAGUUGGGCCAAGGGAUGCUCGCCAAGAGCCCCUGGACCCUUCCACAUUUCCUCCUGGGGCCAGUGGCUCCUCUGACCGACAGAUAUCUGCGGCCAGGUUGCGCAUGCAAACAUUGCAGUUUUGGCUGGUCGAUACAGUCUAUACCUCAGAAACCCACCUGUUGGGCCUGACUGCAUCGACUCGGUUCGCGGACUGCAUCGAAAGAUUUGCCUUCGUUUGUCUUUGGCUUCAUACGACUGCAAACUACGACCUUGAGUUCUUCAGGAAUUCUGCGAGCAACCAGCAACACCAAACGGCCAACAACGCCAUCAGAGAAUACAAGAAGGCAAUGUGUGCCCGUGUGUUCCGGCCCCUGGCCGAAUUGAUGAAGCUCAUGCUCCAGGAGCAGUUUGUCAGAAGUAUGGAUGCACCUUUUGACUCUGAGCAGAAGGAUCAGAGACCGUGGUUUCAAGAAAUGCAGAAGCAUCACAUGGACGUUGAGGAAAUUCGCAAGACCUACCGGCAAGAAGUUAAAGAUAUUGCAGAAAUGUGUGGCAAAGAAUUUGACAGAAUGAUGGGCAGUGAUAUCCAGACCCUUGAGAGCGCGCUGGUCCACGCCUUCUCUGACGAUGAGUCUGCCAAUUUCGUUAGGAGAAAUCAGGUCCUCGGUGAGUCUGCGAACUUCGUGCGGCGAGGUAGUGUGCAGUAUCAGUAUUCACCAGAAGCCCUGGGACGAAGGUUCCUGGCUACCUUCGUCAAACAGGUCAAGGAGACCAGCUCACAGCGUUUGGGAUCUCUGGGACAUGAAGCCGAGCAAGCCGUGACCUGCGGCGCCAUCACUAUGCCAGUAACAGCUAGUGCACAUGAAGUGGCAGACUACUUCCGGGCUUGUGAUGGUGUUGAGCCCUACGUCAUCAGCGAGCAAGGCUACCGCUGCAUCUCCGCAGCCCCGACUUGGAAUCAGCUCUUCGCUGGCCCAUCUCUUUCUCCCAGACCUGACUUCCGGCGGCUGCACUUGGUUUCCCCUCCAAUCAGCUCACGCGAGUUCUGUGAUGUUAAGAUGGAAAUCUUUGGCCACACCAACUACUUCUGGGGUCCCGUGUUGCCAUCCAAAGUGAACCACCUCUUCGAGAGGAAGAAGCCUUACUGUGGUGUUUUGCUGCUGGAAGCAGAGAGUCGCAACAUCAUCCAAGCUCAUGCGGCGACUCGGAAUUGGACUGAAGUCAGCUUCAAAAUCCCAGAAAGCCACACAGUUAAGUACUACCAGAUCCACAUUGUGGACUUUGAGCCUCGAGGCAUUGCCUGCAGACGGCUGGUUUGCAAGCCACGUCACCGUGAAUCUGUUGGUUAUGCCGUGGAUUUGUCCAGAGAACCUCGCUCUCCGCCUGCCCCAGCUUCUUCAGCUUCAGCCUUGGCUCCAAUGCUGCCACGCGAGAGCGGUUGCGAAAUUGUUCCGCAAUCAACUCCGCAAACACCGGGUGCAUUGGCUCAGAUCAUGCGCUCUGAAGUGGCCGUCAGUGUUGACAGCCACCCGCAGAAUGACCAUGAGGAGGCAAUGUUUCAUGAAUUGCACUCAAGGAUCACGUUGGAGAUGGCAUCGACCUUGAAGCAGUUUCACGCAGAUCUCCAUAAGAACAUCAGCAAGUUUCGUGAGGACAGCUAUGGUCGUGCUCCUUACUUCAUAGAUGGGCUCGGGCGCUCUCUUAAAGGCCUCCAAGAGGAUCAAGAACAAGAGAACCGGUUGACCGUAGCUCAGAUUUGUUACCGCCUGAUGUUGAUUGAUCGGGCAUUUUCCCUUGUUGAGACUGGCGCUGCGGCCUAA